AUGCCUCGCCUCAGUAGUAUCGCACUUAUUGCAGCGUCCGCCGUCGCCGUCUCGGUUGUGCCAGUCACAAUAGCCUUCCAGCUAGGUAGUGGAGGCCGCGUGAUGUGGGAAAACAACUGCAAUUUCAGCGGAAAUGAUUACCGCUGGAUGACGGCUAUCCCGGCUGUGUGUGGUGAUGUCUGUGCCAGCGACUCAAAAUGCACGCACUGGACCUGGAACAACAGCAACGGCGGUACUUGCUGGUUCAAGACGGGCUCUCGGUCGGCCAAAACUGCCAAGUGGGGCACGAAUUGCGGCUACGUGGUGUCUCGCAACUCUGUCGUGCAAGUCCAAGCCCAGACUCAGACCCAGGCUCAAGCACCAGCUCAGAUUCAAACACAAGUUAGUUCCAGUAGCGGGCUCUCCUCCGCCGAGAUGAGUGAGAUGCUUAGCCGGAUCAACGCUUAUCGUGCUCUGAAUGGUCUUGGUGCGCUCACUAUUGACAACCGGUUAAUUGCUGCGGCCAUGCUGCACUCGAAGGAUCAAGCUAACCAUUGCACCAUGACACACACGGGCUCGAAUGGCUCAAAACUGGGCGACCGCAUUAAGGCGCAAAGCUACAGCUUCGCAAUGGUGGCGGAGAACGUGGCCGCCGGUCAGAAUACCGUAGAGUCCGUGAUGACCGCGUGGUGGAAUUCGCCCGGUCACCGUGCCAACCUGCUUAACAAGGACGCGCAGAACGUCGGCUUUGCCAAGGUCGUGAACAACGCCUGCGACAGCUACGAUAUCUACUGGACGCAGGACUUCGGUCGCCUCGGAUAA
This is a messenger RNA of Phytophthora nicotianae INRA-310, 801 nucleotides long. RefSeq lists its product as hypothetical. The coding region runs from base 1 to 801 and encodes 266 amino acids. Lineage: Eukaryota; Oomycota; Peronosporomycetes; Peronosporales; Peronosporaceae. The transcript has a single exon. The record is from RefSeq and is a predicted model, not a curated record.